This is a messenger RNA of Suillus paluster, 486 nucleotides long. RefSeq lists its product as uncharacterized. NCBI's taxonomy places the organism in Eukaryota, Fungi, Basidiomycota, Agaricomycetes, Boletales, Suillaceae. The record is from RefSeq and is a predicted model, not a curated record. The transcript has 3 exons. The coding region runs from base 1 to 486 and encodes 161 amino acids.
AUGAAUAUUUCCCUCGAAGAGGAUCCUAUCUUCAACACCUCCACAAGUCCUCUGAUCCGCACUGUCAACAUGAGCGUGAUAGCCUCAAUAGUUUGGUACAUCGAACCAUAUGCAGAAAUGCACCCCGUGGCCAUACUAGAUCCUCAGCCAUUUGGUGGAGAUUAUUUUGGUGACAACUACAGAGAAGAAGAUUUUCCCUUCAUAAAUGAUGAAGAACCGGUUCAUGUUGAUGUUCACCAUCAUGCAAGUGUGGCGGAGGAAGAUGAGAACGUCCUGGAGAGUGACAAUGAGGAUAUUUCAGAUUCUCCUCUGGUCACUAUUGAAUAUUUUGGAGGUGAAGCUGGGGCUCCGUUGGACGAUAUACCUCAACUGAAGAGAUCUGAGUACACAAAUUACUCAGCUGCUGUGGAGGGAAGCACAGAAAAUCCCUGGGCUCCAUUUAAUUCUCAGAUGGACUGGGAAGUUGCACACUGGGCAAAAGUAUGA